Vitis vinifera (wine grape) is the source of this 2760-nucleotide messenger RNA. RefSeq lists its product as uncharacterized. The transcript has 4 exons. NCBI's taxonomy places the organism in Eukaryota, Viridiplantae, Streptophyta, Magnoliopsida, Vitales, Vitaceae. The record is from RefSeq and is a predicted model, not a curated record. The coding region runs from base 95 to 2725 and encodes 876 amino acids.
UACAAGUGGGGGAGAAGGGAGUAACCCGGAGAAAGAGAGGGAAAGGACGAAACGACGCCAUUUAGCUGGAAGGAAAGAUUGUCAAUGCAAAGAAAUGGAACUUGAAGAUGAACAGUCAGAUCUCCACUCACUGAGAAAAUUAUACGGGCUGCUCCAAACUAGUGGAGAUGGGCUGCAGAAUGCCAGUUCUGAAAAUUUGGAUGAGAAAGCACGAGUGCUGCUGAAGAAUCUGCUGGAUUGUGCUACAGAAAGGGUUUUUGAGACUUGUUCAAAGAUUAUAGCAGCUCAAUCAGGUGGAUUAAACAUGCCUCAUUCUAUUCAAUCAGAACAACCCAGGGGCAUCCCAAGGUCAAAACCUCCUGUCUCACCAAACACAUUGAAUAUUUCACAGUGUGCAGUUCUAAACUCCAGCAAAGAUUUGAAUUGCCCUGAGUCUUCCCAAAAGAAGAAGCGGUCACUGACAAAGCCAAUCCCUCAUGAGAUGGUUUUGGAGCAGUCAAAAUUCACCAUUUCUGCAGCUGAACCUGAAAACAGAAAGAAAUUUUGUGGGUCUCACAAUCAAAGCAGCAUGAAGCAACAAAAUUUAGCUAAGAAGAUGCAAAUCUCGAACAGGAAAGCUGUGCCUACAAAAGAUGUUAAUAAUCGAGUUCAGUUUACCCACUUUCAUGGAUCUGAUAGAGAGGCAAAAGGAUUAGAUUUUAAAGAGAAGUCUGCUGAGCCAUUAAGAGGUCAUGACAAGCCAUGGCAGAAAAGAAAUCGUGAAGUUCUUCGAUGUGAUCCAAGGAAUAUUGAAUUGCUGGCAGCUUCAUCAAGGACCCUAGCAUCAGGAGUUGAAUGUAGUCUUGGCACUGAGACUGAGAAAAAACCAGAGGAUGUGGAUUAUAUAUCCAAGGAAGUUGCUGAUACCAUCAAACGAAUUGACUCUUACAUUCGAGUUGUGCAGCCGAUUGAUGAUCCUGUGGACCUAGGUGGGGAAAAAAAUACAGCUCAACUAGGACUGUAUGAAAAGAAGGCCAAUUCAAUUCCUAUUGCAGAUUCAGAUAGCCUAAAAGUAAUAGAGAGAAAGAAGGGGUUGGUUUCAAGGGCUGAGCUGAGUCAGGCUAGCAAGUUAGGUCUAGCUCAAAAUGAUUUACCGAGUCAGCAGGGGAUUCAAAGGCUUAGGAAGCCUAGUGACUCAAGUAUGUUGCAUCUAGUGAUGAAUCCAAGUCAGAAGUCCACUUCAGAAGGAAUUGACUCACUCGAUCUGAACAAAGACAAGCCUAAAUUGCCAGAUUGGGGUGGGAUUCAGACUUUCAAGCCUCUUCAGAAGAGCAAUAGCCAACUCAAUCAGUUAGUGAGUCGAAAGGGUGGGCAAAGCAAGGGUUCUAAUUUGCCAGCCAAUAUGCUGAGCCCAUUUUGGAGUCCCAGCACAGGAAUAACUAACCCACUGAGUCAGAAAAUGAGCCUGGUCCCUGGACAGAAUGCCAAGGCAGUUGUAGAGAAAUUUGAGUUGGUGAAUCAAUUGGUAAGUCAAAAUGAUCCUGUGGCAAGUCCAGUUUCUGAUACUAUUCAGGGCUUCAGGAUUUCUCCAAGUCAUAAAGACAAGAUUGUCAAGGAGGCCCCUUUACCUGUGAAGGUAUUGAAUCAGAUUCAGAAAGAGAAUCGAGACCAGAAUCUAAUGGCUACGAAAGGGACUAUCAGAAAAGGGGUGACAUCAAGAUCAUUAGUGACACCUCAGUCUGUUGGGUCUGCCAAAAAAAUUCAAGCUGCUCGUACUGAUCAGAAUCUGAGUCAGACUGGAACCAGAGAAAUGAUCAGCAAGGAAAAGAAUCUUCCACCUCAGAUGAUUGUGAGGCCAACUCUGCUGGAUCAUUACCCCAGCCAAAGAAGCCUCCUACCUUCAACCUCAUAUACAGAUCAGGGAAGUGGGAAGCAGAAGCAUACUUAUGUUAGCCCACAUGGAAGGAUUAUGCAGCCUCAUCACCAACAAUCUGAGGAAACAACUUCAAGCUCAUGCUCUUCCUCAAGCUGGACAACACAGAAAACGAGCAGUACCUGCAGUGAGAGUAAAGGCAAAGAGCCACUGCCUGGUCAAGCACCAUUGCAGUUGAGGAGGUUAGGACAUGCCACACAUAGGAAUAGAUUGGAGGACUAUUCAGGUGGCAUUUUGCCCCAGUAUGAGCAUCAGGAUUCUUCACGUAGAAUGGCAGGAAUCAAAACCUACAGAUCAGGGUAUCAGGUUAACUCGAAGAAAGCAGUUGGGAGGCUGAGGAGACUCAAAAACAAGCUAGCAAUCAUCUUCCACCACCACCACCACCACCACCACCACCAUCACCAUGAUGAUGAGAGUGAAGAUACUGAAGCAGGCCAUUCCCGGUCCUUGUGGAAGUAUGUACAGAUGAUGUUUCAUCCUACAAGCAAACAAGAGGCAUAUGAAGAAGCAGUGGAGAAAUUCAGAAGAUCAGCUGUCAUCAACGCCCCGCAUAAGCAACAGGGUAGGCAUCAUCUUCAUGCCAUGGUGGAGGGUCUGUUGAGGCACAUUCGGAACUCAAAGAAAUCAAAGGCGGGCAGAGGUGGCAUCAGCCUGGUAGGGAAUGGGCAGCAUGGGAAUAAGAAGAUGGGGAAGAAGUUGCACUGGUGGCAGAAGAUUGGCGGCCAUGGAGGGGUGAAGCUGCCUAAUAGAGGUCGGAUUAAGGUAGCAUUUAGGAGUAAAAAACCACAGCUGAGAGCUGGUAAAACGAAGUAGGCUGGAAUAUGUGGUAUCAACGUAACAUGACUCCA